AUGGCAACAUCAAGGCGACACGUGUGCCUUCUCUUGUGCCUCAUGCUCAUAGGUGCGAUGCAGGCCGACGCAAAGUACAUUGUGGUGGGGAAGGGCUACGGCUCGUUGUUCGGGCAGGUGUUCAGCCCGUGGACGUUCGGCGUGAGCAAUUGGAAGGCGCCCAAAGUCUACGCCGGCGACCAGCUUGGUCAGUCGCUGUAG
Closterium sp. Naga37s-1 is the source of this 201-nucleotide messenger RNA. Lineage: Eukaryota; Viridiplantae; Streptophyta; Zygnematophyceae; Desmidiales; Closteriaceae. The record is from the annotation of a GenBank genome assembly.